Pelecanus crispus (Dalmatian pelican) is the source of this 1429-nucleotide messenger RNA. Lineage: Eukaryota; Metazoa; Chordata; Aves; Pelecaniformes; Pelecanidae. The record is from RefSeq and is a predicted model, not a curated record.
UGAUGCACGCCAUGUGGAUUGGGUGAAGUCAUAUCUGAACAUCUGGUCUGAUCUUCAAGCUUAUAUCAAAGAGCAUCAUACCACAGGUCUCACCUGGAGUAAAACUGGUCCUGUUGCAUCACCCAUGUCUAUGCGAUCUGUUCUAACAAGCGGGCCAUGCCUCUCCCAACCACCGCUGCCACCACCGCCACCACCUGGACCUCCCCCCAUCUUUGAUACAGAAACUGUAAAAGAUGAAGGAACUGCCGCUCGCUCAGCCCUAUUUGCACAGCUUAACCAGGGAGAGGCAAUCACCAAAGGGCUUCGACAUGUCUCUGAUGACCAGAAGACUCACAAGAACCCCAGCCUACGUGCCCAAUGUCCAGCUGUUCGUUCUCCCACAAAAAGCCAUACUCCAAGUCCCACCUCUCCCAAGAAUUCCCCACAGCAGAGCCAUGCCCCUGUCUUGGAGCUAGAGGGAAAGAAGUGGAGAGUGGAAUAUCAAGAGGAUAAGAAUGACCUGGUCAUUAACAACACUGAACUCAAGCAAGUCGCCUACAUUUUUAAGUGUAACAAAUCUACACUUCAGAUAAAAGGAAAAGUCAAUUCAAUUACUAUUGACAACUGUAAAAAGUUUGGCCUUGUGUUUGACAACGUUGUGGGAAUCGUGGAAGUGAUCAAUUCCAGGGAUAUUCAGAUUCAGGUGAUGGGGAAAGUGCCAACCAUUUCUAUUAACAAAACAGAAGGCUGCCACAUCUACCUCAGUGAGGAAUCAUUAGAUUGUGAGAUUGUGAGUGCCAAGUCAUCUGAGAUGAACAUCCUCAUCCCCCAAGAUGGUGAUUAUAAAGAAUUUCCGGUUCCUGAACAGUUCAAGACAGCAUGGGAUGGAACUAAGUUGGUCACUGAACCUGCAGAGAUUGUGGGUUAACUCCCUAACGCCAUACAGCACUUGCUGACCGUGACCAGACCACAGCCAGCAUAAACAGAGCAGUAAUGUAAAGAACUAGAAGUAGCAGUAGUUCAUACUGCUGUGAUAGGCCUUCAAGUAUUAGCUCUGCAUGCUAGAAACAGUAACACAUCUGGCACGCUUUUGUUAGGCAUCCCAGUAUUUUUCACGUUUCCACACAGUUUGCCUUCACAUAAAAUUUUAAUUCUCAAUGAUGUCAUGUGAAUGUAAUGGAUUAAAACCCCCACCCUCCAGUCACAUCAUUGGUUUGAAAUACUGUAUACAUUAAGCCAAAAUACUGCAUGAUACACUUUGUUAUCAUCUUGCUUCAGUGCAUUCCUUUUUCUGUUUCUGCUAAUCAAACAGCAUUAAGACUUUAAGAUGUUUAUUUUUACCUAUUAAGCAAUUCCUGUAUGAUGCAGUAAAAGUGUACCCCUAGAAAGUAUGCAGUUCCUUGUAGUUCUGUGGCAAUCGUAAUGGGUUUUGUUUUAAACGAGCAAAAAA